Molecule: messenger RNA, 2366 nt
Organism: Empidonax traillii (willow flycatcher)
Lineage: Eukaryota; Metazoa; Chordata; Aves; Passeriformes; Tyrannidae
Product: neuron navigator 2-like
Exons: 9
Biological process (GO): nervous system development; neurogenesis
Molecular function (GO): protein binding
Source: RefSeq, a predicted model, not a curated record
AUUGAAAACAUAGAUGCAUGCCUGAGUUUCUUGGCUGCUAAGGGGAUUAACAUCCAGGGGCUGUCAGCAGAAGAAAUCAGGAAUGGGAAUCUAAAGGCCAUCCUGGGCCUCUUCUUCAGUUUAUCCCGGUACAAGCAACAGCAGCAGCAGCCACACCACCAUCCGUCCCAGCAGGCUCCCCCAGCAUCCCAGCAAGCAGGGCCUCCAUCCCAGUGCCAGGUCGGGGUUCCAGCUCCGCUCCACACUCCGUGCCAACAGCCCCCGCAAGCUGCGCAGCACCAGUUCAAAGCACAACCAGAAAUGCAGUCCAGUGCAUCUCCCAGGGACUCAUCCCAAAGCAAAAUCAUCCGAUUCACUCUUGGUCAGAAAAGGUCUUCUAGACUUCCAGGUCCCACCACGAGGGUGUCCACUGCUGGCAGUGAGGCCAAAGCUCGUGGUUCUAUUAGUGCCAACAACCGACGCAGCCAGAGCUUUAACAACUACGACAAAUCUAAGCCUGGACUUCCUCCUCCAACCCCAACAAGCAGCAGUGACAAAGAGCCUGCAGACAGCACAGCCUCCCAGCCCACAGGAAUGAAUGAAAAUGUCUCAUCCUCAGUUCAGGGCUGCGGCAGCACUGUUAGUUGCAAUAACUCAUCAGCCAUCCCUCAGCCCAGCUCUGCUAUUAAACCCUGGCGCAGCAAGUCCCUCAGUGCUAAGCACACAGCUACGUCUUCCAUGUUAUCCGUAAAGCAGCCGACGGUGGAGCCUCCAAAGCCGCCCUCGGAAAUCGCCAAAACGACUCCCAACGGUCAGAAAUCCAUGCUCGAGAAACUAAAACUCUUCAACAGCAAAGGAGGUUCCAAAGCGGGAGGGACGGCGCUGGAGGCUCCGGGGUCUCGGGACAACAGUUGUGAAAAGCUGGAGGCGCUUCUCAGCUUCGAGGAGAGCGAGGAGAUCGAUGCCGCCAAUCAGAACGUGAACAACCCGGGGUCGAUGUCCAGUAGUCCCAAAAUUGCACUCAAGGGAAUUGCACAAAGGACUUUCAGCCGGGCGCUAACUAAUAAGAAAAGUUCUCCAAAGGGUAAUGAGAAGGAGAAACAGAAAGAGAAGGAAAAGGAUAAAAGUAAAGACGUUACAAAGAGAACAUCUAUCACCGAAAAGCUGGACCUGAAAGAGGAACCAAAAGAGGAACAGACAGCACUAGCAACAACAGAGAUGCCAAAAAAGUCCUCCAAGAUCGCAAGCUUUAUCCCUAAAGGAGGAAAGCUGAACAGUGCCAAGAAGGAGGCCUCUGCCCCUUCGCACAGUGGAAUACCAAAACCAGGAAUGAAAAACACCACAGGGAAAUCCUCAAGUGCCCCCGUCCCCGCAAAGGAAGGCGAGAGGAGCCGCGGCGGGAAGGCCGGCUCGGGGCUCUCGCACCAGAAGUCCCAGCUGGACGGCCGUCACUCCAGCUCCUCGUCCAGCCUGGCUUCUUCCGAGGGAAAAGGCGUGGGAGGCCUCAACAGCAGCAGCAGCAGCCAGGCUGUGAACGGGCCCGCCGUGACAACGCACACCACAGGGAGCAAUACUGUGAGCGUUCAGCUACCUCAUCCCCAGCAGCAAUACAGCCACCCCAACACCGCCACGGUCGCCCCCUUCAUGUACAGAUCUCAGAAGGACAAUGAAGGGAACGUAACAGCCGAGGCCAGCACAGGAGGGGUCAGCAUGGAUUCUGCCCUUUAUGUCAAAACUGCCCAGCCUGCUCUCGAAGACCUCUCAGGAGAGGACCCAGAGACGCGGCGGUUACGGACUGUGAAGAACAUCGCUGACCUUCGGCAGAACCUGGAGGAAACCAUGUCCAGCUUGAGGGGAACCCAGGUCACUCACAGCACGCUGGAGACCACGUUCGACACCAACGUCACCACCGAGAUCAGCGGCCGCAGCAUCCUCAGCCUGACGGGGCGCCCGACCCCGCUGUCCUGGAGGCUGGGGCAGUCCAGCCCUCGCCUGCAGGCGGGCGACGCCCCGUCCAUGGGGAACGGGUACCCGCCCCGGGGCAACGCCAGCCGCUUCACCAGCGCCGAGCCCGGGCGCUACGUGUACUCGGCCCCCCUGCGCCGGCAGCUGGCGUCGCGCGGCAGCGGCGUCUGCCACGUGGACAUCUCGGACAAGGGCGGCGACGAGAUGGACCUGGAGGGCAUCGCCAUGGACGCCACCGGCUACAUGAGCGACGGGGACGUGCUGGGCAAGAACAUCAGAGCUGACGACAUCACCAGCGGGUACAUGACUGAUGGAGGUCUGGGCCUCUACACCAGGAGGCUGAACCGGCUUCCCGAUGGAAUGGCUGCGGUGCGGGAGACGCUGCAGCGGAACACGUCCCUGGGGCUCGGGGAUGCUGACAG